AUGGAGAACAGUCACCCCCCCCACCACCACCAGCAGCCCCCGCCGCAGCCCGGCCCUUCGGGCGAGAGGAGGAACCACCAUUGGAGAAGUUACAAGUUGAUGAUCGACCCGGCGCUGAAAAAGGGGCAUCACAAGCUGUACCGCUACGAUGGGCAGCAUUUCAGCCUGGCGAUGUCCAGCAACCGCCCGGUGGAAAUUGUCGAGGAUCCGCGGGUGGUCGGCAUAUGGACCAAAAACAAGGAGCUGGAGCUGUCGGUGCCUAAAUUCAAGAUCGAUGAGUUCUACGUGGGCCCGGUGCCUCCGAAGCAGGUGACAUUUGCCAAGCUGAAUGAUAACAUCCGCGAAAACUUCCUGAGGGACAUGUGCAAGAAGUAUGGGGAGGUGGAGGAGGUGGAGAUUUUGUACAACCCCAAGACCAAGAAGCACUUGGGCAUCGCCAAGGUGGUCUUUGCCACGGUCAGAGGCGCCAGGGAGGCGGUUCAACACUUGCACAGCACUUCUGUCAUGGGUAAUAUCAUCCACGUGGAGCUGGACACCAAGGGGGAAACCCGCAUGCGGUUCUACGAACUGUUGCUCACAGGCCGCUACACGCCCCAGACCCUGCCAGUGGGCGAGCUGGACGCCGUCUCUCCGAUUGUGAACGAGACCCUGCAGCUGUCUGAUGCCUUGAAACGUCUCAAGGAUGGUGGCUUGUCUGUGGGCUGUGGCUCUGGCUCCUCGUCUGUCACCCCCAACAGUGGAGGGACACCCUUCUCCCAGGACACGGCUUACUCCAGCUGCCGCCUGGACACACCCAACUCCUACGGACAGGGCACGCCACUCACGCCUCGCCUGGGCACCCCCUUCUCGCAGGACUCCAGCUAUUCUAGCCGCCAACCCACACCCUCCUACCUCUUCAGCCAGGACCCUACCGUGACAUUCAAGGCCCGGCGCCAUGAGAGCAAGUUCACGGACGCCUACAACCGUCGCCACGAGCAUCACUAUGUCCAUAACUCUUCUGCAGUCACUGCGGUGGUGGGGGCCACGGCCACCUUCCGAGGCUCCUCAGACCUCCCGUUUGGGGCAGUUGGUAGCAGUGGGGGCAACAGCAGCACCCCCUACAAGACCCAGCCACAGGACUCGGCCGCGUUCGCCCAUACGCCACCGCCUGCCCAGGCAGCCCCUGCUCCCACUCCCGGGGUCACCUUUAAGUCGGCUUUCUCUCCGUAUCAGACCCCAGCACCCUCCUUCCUGCCACCCCCUGAGGAGCCCACCGCCGCGGCCACCUUUGGGGCCCGUGACAGUGGGGAGUUCCGGAGAGCACCUGUUCCCCCGCCCCUGCCGCCCACCGAGCCUGUGGCCAAGGAGAAGCCAGGCACCCCACCUGGCCCCCCACCUCCGGAAAGCAACAGUAUGGAGCUGGGUGGCCGGCCGACCUUUGGCUGGAGCCCCGAGCCGUGUGAUAGCCCCGGCACGCCCACGCUGGAGUCGUCGCCCGCAGGGCCCGAGAAGCCCCACGACAGCCUGGACUCCCGCAUCGAGAUGCUGCUGAAGGAACAGCGCACUAAGCUGCCCUUCCUGCGGGAGCAGGACUCGGACACCGAGCUGCAGAUGGAGGGCAGCCCCAUCUCCUCCGCCUCCUCUCAGCUCUCCCCGCUGGCCUCUUUCGGCACGAACUCCCAGCCUGGCUUUCGGGGCCCCACGCCGCCUUCCUCGCGCCCCUCCAGCACCGGCCUGGAGGACAUCAGCCCCACACCACUGCCCGACUCGGAUGAGGACGACGAGCUGGACCUGGGGCUGGGGCCUCGGCCCCCACCUGAGCCAGGCCCCCCAGACCCUACCAGUCUCCUGGGCCAGACAGGUGAUGGGGCCUCCGAGCUGGCUGGUGACAGGACCCCAACCUCAGAGAAGAUGGACGAGGGCCAGCAGUCCUCGGGCGAGGACAUGGAGAUCUCAGAUGACGAGAUGCCCUCGGCUCCCAUCACCAGCGCCGACUGCCCCAAGCCCAUGGUGGUGACUCCCGGGGCGGCGGCUGUGGCGGCCUCCUCCGUGCUGGCCCCGACGUUGCCACUCCCCCCACCACCUGGCUUCCCGCCGCUGCCCCCGCCCCCGCCGCCACCCCCACCGCAGCCUGGCUUCCCCAUGCCCCCACCUCUUCCGCCACCGCCACCUCCACCGCCCCCAGCCCACCCAGCCGUGACAGUGCCCCCGCCACCCCUGCCGGCACCACCGCCACCCGGUGUGCCGCCCCCACCCAUCAUGCCACCGCUGCCCCCCUUCCCGCCAGGGCUCUUCCCCGUGAUGCAGGUGGACAUGAGCCACGUGCUGGGGGGCCAGUGGGGCGGCAUGCCCAUGUCCUUCCAGAUGCAGACACAGAUGCUGAGCCGGCUCAUGACAGGCCAGGGUGCCUGCCCCUACCCUCCUUUCAUGACUGCCGCGGCCGCUGCCGCUGCCUCAGCCGGGCUGCAGUUCGUCAACCUGCCCCCCUACCGGGGCCCCUUCUCCCUGAGCAGCGCCGGCCCGGGCCGUGGGCAGCCCUGGCCCCCGCUGCCCAAAUUCGACCCGUCAGUGCCGCCCCCGGGCUACGUGCCUCGGCAGGAGGACCCGCACAAGGCCACGGUGGACGGCGUCCUGCUGGUGGUGCUCAAGGAGCUGAAGGCCACCAUGAAGCGGGACCUGAACCGCAAGAUGGUGGAGGUGGUGGCCUUCCGGGCCUUCGACGAGUGGUGGGACAAGAAGGAGCGCAUGGCCAAGGCCUCACUGACUCCUGUGAAGUCGGGCGACCACAAGGAUGAGGACCGGCCCAAGCCCAAGGACCGUAUCGCCUCAUGCCUGCUGGAGUCGUGGGGCAAGGGCGAGGGCCUGGGCUAUGAGGGCUUGGGCCUGGGCAUCGGGCUGCGCGGGGCCAUUCGCCUACCCUCCUUCAAAGUCAAGAGGAAGGAGCCGCCGGACACAGCCUCGUCCGGUGACCAGAAGCGGCUACGGCCCUCAACCUCCGUGGAUGAGGAGGACGAAGAGCUGGAGCGGGACCGGGACAUAGCAGAUGCCCCCUGUGAGCUCGCCAAGAGGGACUCCAAGGGCGUGAGUGUGCGGCGGCGGCCGGCACGGCCCCUGGAGCUGGACAGUGGUGGGGAGGAGGACGAGAAGGAGUCACUGUCUGAGGAGCAGGAAAGCACCGAGGAGGAAGAGGGGGAUGUGGACGAGGAGGAGGAGGAGGAAGAGGAGGAAGACGACGAUGACAGUGACAGUGACGACCGGGAAGAGUCUGCGAAUGAUGAAGACACGGCCCGGUCGCAGGCGAGUGAGAAGGAAGAGCCGGACUCAGAUGGAGAGGAGACAGUGAGCAUCGCCACCUCCAAGGCUGACGCAGAGUCGUCCAGCGAGAGUUCCGAGUCUUCUGGAUUUGAGUCGAGCUCCGAGUCCUUGUCCUCGUCCUCGGAGGAUGAAGAGGAGCUGGCGGUGGGGGUGGAGGAGGAGGAGGAGGAGGAGGAGAAGGCAGUAGAGGAGAGCACAGCCCCUCCUGUCUCCGAGCACUUGGAAGAGGACGUGGAAGAGGCGUCAGUGCCCAUGGGGACACCUGCGGGGGAGUCCUUGGGCCCAGAAGAAGAGGUGGACAUUGAGGUGGAGGGCAAAGCCCCCGAGGCGCCAGCCCCCAUGCUGGAGGAGCCCCCUUUGUCUGUGGGUGUCGAGGGGCAGCUGGUGGGUUGCAGGGAGCCCCCUGAAGAGUCUGACCUGCACCAGGAAGGGGCCAUGUUGCUGUCUGCAGAGCCCGCCUCCGAGGAGAGAGAGGCUCAACCUCCGUCAUGCCCCACGCACACCCCAGGGGAUGACCUGGAGGCAGAGCCCGAGCCCGCUACAGUGCUGUCCUUGGCCCCACAGCCACCAUUGCCGCCCCCCCGGCCACCCCGACCACCCAGCCCACCGCCGGAGCCUAAGGCCCCAGAGCCCCCACACCCGUCCGUCCCUCUGGAGGCCGCCCCCGAGGAGCAGCCCCCGCGUACCCCAGGCCUCUGUGGCAGCCUGACCAAGUCGCAGAGCACAGAGGCAGUGCCGGCCACGCCAGGCAGGGAGCCCCCGUUGUCGGGCGGCAGCAGCAACCUGUCCCUGAGCUCCCCUCAGGUGCCCGGCAGCCCCUUCUCCUACCCGACCCCAUCCCCCAGCCUGAGCAGCGGGGGCCUCCCGCGGACUCCAGGCCGGGACUUCAGCUUCACGCCCACCUUCCCCGAGUCCGGCGGGCCCCUGCUCCUGCCCGUCUGCCCUCUCCCAGCUGGUCAGCGUGACGAGAGGUCUGGGCCCCUGGCCUCCCCGGUGCUGCUGGAGGCGGGCCUGCCGCUGCCCCUGCCCCUGCCCCUGCCCCUGCCCUUGGCAUUGCCUGUACCUGUCCUGCGGGCCCAAGCUCGGGCCCCCACCCAGCUACCACCCUUGCUGCCUGCCCCACUGACCCCCUGCCAGCCACCUAUCAAGAGGAAGCCGGGCCGGCCCCGGCGGUCCCCGCCGGCAGUGCUCUCCCUGGAUGGGCCCUUGGUCCGGCCACCAGGGGCCGCUCUGGGCAGGGACCUUCUGCUCCUGCCGGGCCAGCCACAGACCCCAGUCUUUUCCAGCACCCACGACCCCCGGGCCGUGACCCUGGACUUCCGGAACGCAGGGAUCCCAGCGCCCCCACCGCCCCUGCCCCCUCAGCCCCCACCGCCCCCACCCCCACCGCCUGUCGAGCCCACCAAGCUGCCCUUUAAGGAGCUUGAGAACCAGUGGCCCUCGGAAGCCAUACCCCCAGGCUCCCGUGGACGUGACGAGGCCGCCGAAGAGGAUGUAGAACUGGCCAAGGCGCGGGGACCGUGGCGCCGGCCACCCAAGAAGCGCCACGAGGACCUGGUGGUGGGCGCGGCCUCACCCGAGCUCUCGCCGCCGCAGCCCCUCUUCCGGCCCCGGUCAGAGUUCGAGGAGAUGACCAUCCUGUACGACAUCUGGAAUGGUGGCAUCGACGAGGAGGACAUCCGCUUCCUGUGUGUCACUUACGAGCGGCUCCUCCAGCAGGACAAUGGCAUGGACUGGCUCAAUGACACGCUGUGGGUCUACCAUCCCUCCACCAGCCUCUCUUCAGCCAAGAGGAAGAAGCGAGAUGACGGGCUCCGGGAGCACGUGACGGGCUGUGCCCGCAGUGAGGGCUUCUAUACCAUCGACAAGAAGGACAAGCUCAGAUACCUGAACAGUAGCCGGGCCAGCACCGACGAGCCCCCCACAGACACCCAGGGCAUGAGCAUCCCGGCGCAGCCUCACGCCUCCACGCGGGCAGGCUCAGAGCGGCGGUCGGAGCAGCGCCGCCUCCUGUCCUCCUUCACUGGCAGCUGUGACAGUGACCUGCUCAAGUUCAACCAGCUCAAGUUCCGGAAGAAGAAGCUCAAAUUCUGUAAGAGCCACAUCCAUGACUGGGGCCUAUUCGCCAUGGAACCCAUCGCGGCUGAUGAGAUGGUCAUUGAGUACGUGGGCCAGAACAUCCGCCAGGUGAUCGCCGACAUGCGGGAGAAGCGUUACGAGGACGAGGGCAUCGGCAGCAGCUACAUGUUCAGGGUGGACCACGACACCAUCAUCGAUGCCACCAAGUGCGGCAACUUUGCCCGCUUUAUUAACCACAGUUGCAAUCCCAACUGCUAUGCCAAGGUGAUCACGGUGGAGUCCCAAAAGAAGAUUGUCAUCUACUCGAAGCAGCACAUCAGUGUCAACGAGGAGAUCACCUACGACUACAAAUUCCCCAUCGAAGACGUCAAGAUCCCCUGCCUCUGUGGCUCCGAGAACUGCCGGGGAACCCUCAACUAG
Molecule: messenger RNA, 5793 nt
Organism: Orycteropus afer afer
Lineage: Eukaryota; Metazoa; Chordata; Mammalia; Tubulidentata; Orycteropodidae
Source: RefSeq, a predicted model, not a curated record